Messenger RNA from Eufriesea mexicana, 1575 nucleotides. RefSeq names its product N-acetylgalactosamine kinase (gene Galk). The record is from RefSeq and is a predicted model, not a curated record. Bases 1 to 1434 code for a protein of 477 amino acids. Lineage: Eukaryota; Metazoa; Arthropoda; Insecta; Hymenoptera; Apidae. Gene Ontology annotation, biological process: galactose metabolic process; carbohydrate phosphorylation. The transcript is spliced from 9 exons. Gene Ontology annotation, cellular component: cytoplasm; cytosol. Gene Ontology annotation, molecular function: ATP binding; galactokinase activity.
AUGUCACACGAUGCAAGUGGAAGAUACAACGUGGAACCGGAAGCACGUGUUCCCAUCUUGCAACCGGAUGAGAAGCUGUUGAAAAGACUGAAUAUUUUAUCCGAUUACUUUGAAUCAACGUACAAUCUGAAACCUUCGUUCUUCGUCAGAGUUCCGGGAAGAAUUAAUCUAAUUGGCGAGCACAUCGACUAUUGCGGGUACGCUGUUUGCCCUAUGGCCAUUGAACAAGAUAUACUUGUUGCUGUACUGCCCUCCAAGGACACUCCAGGCCUUCAUCUCACCAACGUCGAACCGAAAUAUCAGAGUUUCGAGUGUAGUUUGGCAAAUGUUAGUGUUUGCGUGGAGAUCACCGGUGGUGGUCCAGACUGGUACAAAUAUUUUCUCUGCGGCGUGAAAGGAGCUCUCGAAGUGAUCCCUAAGGAAUGCGUCCCUCCGGGAAUCUUUGCUGCAGUUUGGGGUAACAUUCCUUCUAAUUCAGGGCUCUCGAGUUCUAGCGCGCUGGUCUCCGCCGCUGUUCUUUCCACCGUGCAUUGCAGUCAGUAUCAAUUGUCGAAGCAUAAGCUGGCCACCAUCAGCGCCAACGCUGAGAGAUACAUUGGCACCCAGGGUGGCGGAAUGGAUCAGGCAAUCGCGUUCCUCGGUAAAGCAGGUUCUGCAAUGCUAAUCGAGUUCAACCCCUUGUGUGGUACCGACGUCACGUUACCGGAAACCGCAGUGUUCGUAAUAGCGCACAGCCAGGCUUGUCACAACAAAGCCUCCACGAGAGAUUAUAAUUUAAGGGUUGUGGAAUGUCGAUUAGCAGCACAGAUGAUAGCAAAGAAAAGAAACAAGUCUUGGGAACACGUAAAGAGAUUAAUAGACGUCCAGGAAAGUCUCGGUAUGAGUCUAGGCGAAAUGGUCUCUGUUGUAACAACCGACCUUCACGAGGAACCAUACACUCUGAGCGAGAUUAUUAAAAGCCUUGACACAACGAACCAAAGACUCCGAGAAAUAUCGUUGCUACAAUCCUUUAGCGACACGCAAACUUUCAAGCUGAGGCAACGUGCCUUCCAUGUGUACAACGAGGCAGCCAGGGUGAUAGAGUUUCAGCGUACCAGCGAGAAUAGCUCGAUUACGGAGGAUGAGAAGCUACGACAGCUAGGCAACCUGAUGUCCAACAGCCACGCCAGCCUGCAGCAACUGUACGAGUGCAGCCAUCCUAGAGUUGACUUGCUCGUCGACCAAGCUAUGGCCUGUGGAGCACUCGGAGCAAGACUCACGGGAGCCGGGUGGGGCGGUUGUAUAGUGGCCAUCGUAGCUAAAGACAAAGUUUCUCAAUUUGUGGAUGCGCUGAAAAAGGAGCUCAGUCGAUGUGGAAUAAAAGAUGGAUUCAAGUUCGAUGAUCUGGUGUUUCUCACGGAACCAAAGCAGGGUGCUGCAAUUUAUACGAUCUAAUUUUCAUUCUUCACCUGUUUCCCCUGACCUGCCUUCUUUCACUCUUUGUAAGUCGACUGAUAUCAAACGAAUUAAUCAAACGAAUUAACCAAAUGAAUUCCAAUUAUCCAUACGUAAUUAGAUAUAUCUAUACUAUUAUAU